AUGUCUGAGAAAAUGAUGCCAGCCAGAAAAGAAACACAAAGCAAUAAUCAAUCCCAGACUAGACCAGAUUCAAUAAGUGCAUUCACAAAUUUCAAUCAGCCUAGAUUUUCUACUGACCCCUCCGUUUCAACAUUUUUAAACAUAGCUGAAAAUCAAAACAGUAUAAAUCAGAAUAAUGGAGAUUCUACCGUUACCACUAAUCCAAAUACUUUUAUGAUGCUGUCAGAAAAUGGACAAAUACCUCAACAAGGUAAUUUACCAGAUCCAACUCAGAACACUGAUAAAAACUUUCCAGAUCUAGCUCAAUUAUCAAGAGGUUUUUCUAUUGUAAACAAUAUAUGGUCCCAGCAACCACAGACUUCCUCUCAACAAUCGCAGCCUUCUAAUCAACAACAGUAUAUCUCAUCAGUACAAAAUAGAAACGGUAGCAAUAAUCAUGUUGUUUUCGAUCCAGUGGAUGAUUCUUCCCUUCAAAAGAAUAAACGAUUCUCAUUUUCUUUGAAUAAAUUAAAUCAAUAUCAAUUUGCACCAAGAAAUGAUUCCUUGUCGAACCCAUUAUACAGUUCAAAGAGAAAUUCUUUACUUUAUACUCCAAAUGAAGUUGGAGAAUUUGACUUCUUAAACAUCUCAUCAAUACCAACAAGUAAACGUGGAUCCGUGCUUGGCAGCAACAUGAAACCACCCUCAUUGCUACCGCCAACUAGUCAUAGCAAUAAUAAUAAUAAGAACAGCACUACCUCCCAUAAUAACAGUUUCUCAAACGUUGAAUUAGAAACUUUAUUUAACAAUCGAAAUUCAAGGAAAAAUUCUCUUAAAUUUAUUACCGAUGAUUUCGAUUUUCAGAAUAAAAGACGUAAUUCCUCACUAAGGGCCUUGAUUGACCCUUCAGCAACUUAUACCAACUCACAACCUCAUUCAGGUUUCCCUCAAACUUUAUCUAGACUUUCUUCUUACAUAGGACACAGUGAUCAGAAUGACAAAAAAAUUGAUACAAUUACGGAAGAAGUAAUAUCAAAUCCAUCUCUCCCUAAAGAAGAAUCUACCGAUGAGCCACUUUUAAAUGAAGAUAUCUUUGACAAAAGGCAAACACCAAAGAAAACCAAAACAAAGAGAAGAUCAAAAGGUAGCGAGAAAACAGAGGCAAAAAAGAGAAAGAAAUCGGAUGAAAAAUCACCUGUAAGAUCCUCAUCAUUCGAUGAUAUUAGAAAGAAAAUUAAUGAACAUUCUCACGCAGAGAUUCCCGAAGAAUUCCCACAUGACGAAAGUGUCGAAAAUAGGACUAGAGCGCUGCUGGGUGUUACAAAGAUCGAUCAAUUAAUGUUAAUGAUCGAGGCCCGUAAGAAGGGUAUAACGGAGAAGGUUGAAACCACAAAGGAUGGUCAGCUUCUUAUCGACAAGGAUUCUGAAAUUUUACCACCAUCAAAUGAAAUUGUUGGUGGUGUUGAGAAACCUUUUGGUUCUCAUGGUGUAAAACAACAUGAAUGUCGCUACUGUCAUAGAUUUUUCACUCAAUUGACACAUUUAGAAGUCCAUAUUAGAUCACAUAUAGGUAUCAAACCUUACCAAUGCCAAUAUUGCGGCAAAAAAUUUACUCAAGGUGGUAAUUUAAGAACGCAUGAAAGAUUACACACUGGUGAAAAGCCUUAUCAAUGUGAGCUUUGUGGGAAAAGAUUCUCUAGAAAAGGUAAUUUAGCUGCUCAUGUAUUGACGCACAAAAAGAUUAAACCAUUUAUUUGUAAGCUAGAUAACUGUAAUAAGUCCUUUACCCAACUAGGUAAUAUGAAAGGGCACCAAAAUAAGUUCCAUCUAGAAACAUUGACAAGAUUGACGGCAAGAUUAGCUCAGCUUGAUCCAAAGGAAAAUAUUUCCACCGAGGAAAGAGAAAUGCUGGAGUACUUUGCAUCCUUAUAUAAAAAUUCGAACAAAGGUAUUAAAGGUAGAGGUAGAGGCUCCAAUUCGCCAAGUGACCAUCCUGGUUCCUUCAAGAUGUAUCCUAAUGAAAUGAAUCCACAACAGUUUCAGGAUCAGAUGUUACAGAUGCAACUCCAAAUGAAUGAGCAGUCACAACAAACAGAGGGGCAGAACCAGAGCUUUUCAGCAAAUAACACUAGCCCCAAUGCCAAUGCUGCCAACAAUGAUAUGCUAGAUCAAAGCCCCGUUCGGUUUAAAACUGUAAACUACAAGAGUUAA
Messenger RNA from Kazachstania africana CBS 2517, 2190 nucleotides. RefSeq names its product C2H2-type zinc finger protein. The transcript has a single exon. The coding region runs from base 1 to 2190 and encodes 729 amino acids. Lineage: Eukaryota; Fungi; Ascomycota; Saccharomycetes; Saccharomycetales; Saccharomycetaceae. Gene Ontology annotation, biological process: regulation of DNA-templated transcription. The record is from RefSeq and is a predicted model, not a curated record. Gene Ontology annotation, molecular function: DNA-binding transcription factor activity, RNA polymerase II-specific; RNA polymerase II cis-regulatory region sequence-specific DNA binding.